Molecule: messenger RNA, 6742 nt
Organism: Sus scrofa (pig)
Lineage: Eukaryota; Metazoa; Chordata; Mammalia; Artiodactyla; Suidae
Gene: SCAF11
Product: SR-related CTD associated factor 11
Biological process (GO): spliceosomal complex assembly
Molecular function (GO): RNA binding
Source: RefSeq, a predicted model, not a curated record
GGGGAGGGAGGAGGCCCGGCGAGGAGCGGGGGAGGGGGAGCAGCGGUGGCGCAAGACGCGCGGAGCAGCGCAGCCCGGGUCCGCUCCCUGCUUCGCCGCCGCCACCCGCCCCAGCCAGCAGAGCCGGCGCCCCAGCGGCCCCCGGAACACCUGAAAGCGGACGAAGGAGUCCAUGUUGGGGAACUUGGCGGCGGCGUGACGGGGACCUAGGGACCUGCAUUGGGGCCGCCGCCGGAAUCCCCGCGCCUCGACCUCGGCCUGAGGAAUCCCUUUUUCAAGGAGAAAUGAAGAAGAAAACUCUCUAUACCCUAAAUGUGGGCGAUCAGGAGUAUGAAGACAUGGAAGGUGAAGAAAACAAAGAUAAUACUGCAACCACUGGCCUGUUGUACAGUGAAGCUGACAGAUGUCCAAUAUGUCUCAGUUGCCUAUUAGAGAAGGAAAUUGGUUUUCCAGAAAGCUGUAAUCAUGUCUUCUGCUUGACCUGUAUUCUUAAAUGGGCAGAGACACUGGCUUCAUGUCCUAUUGACCGGAAACCUUUUCAGGCAGUGUUUAAAUUCAGUGCAUUGGAAGGUUGUGUUAAGGUUCAAGUAAAAAGACAGUUGAGAGAAACAAAAGACAAGAAAAAUGAGAGCUCUUUUAAGAAACAGCUGUCCUAUCAGGAAAAUUCUAAAAGCUGUGUGAGAAAAAAUGUCAUAAGAGAAGAUCUAUUAAGUACAAAACUUUAUGACUUGAAGAUGAUAUACAGAAACUCUAAAUACAGUGAAAUGGGAGGAAAGAAAAAUGCAAUAAUAAAGACAAAUAAGCCUCGAAGAUCAAAUCAGUGUACAAAUCAUUGCUUCAGAAAUUUUUUCUCCAAUAUCUUUUCUUCUAGUAGUCACACUGGAGAAUCUUCUUUUACCUGUACAGCAUACUGUGCAGAAUUUAUAGAAGGCAGUGAAAUCAGUGCAUUGAUUAGGCAGAAGAGACAGGAACUGGAAUUGUCGUGGUUUCCUGAUACAUUACCUGGAGCUGGAAGAAUUGGUUUUAUACCCUGGAAUAUUGAAACAGAAGUCCUUCCUCUCAUCUCUUCUGUGUUGCCAAGAACUAUUUUUCCAUCAAGUACCAUAUCUUUAGAAAAUUUUGGUACUUCUUGCAAAGGGUAUGCAUUAGCACAUACUCAAGAAGGAGAAGAGAAGAAGCAAACUUCUGGUACCUCAAACACCAGAGGGUCAAGACGAAAACCUGCAGCAACAACUCCUACAAGGAGAUCUACACGUAACACGAGAGCUGAACCAGUCAGUCAGUCUCAGAGAUCCCCAAUAUCAAAUAAUUCUGGGUGUGAUGCUCCAGAUAACAAUAAUCCAUCUGUGAGUGUUUCCUCUUCAGCUGAGUCAGAAAAGCAAACGAGGCAGGCUCCAAAACGGAAGUCUUUAAGAAGAGGAAGAAAACCACCUUUACUGAAAAAGAAACUUCGGAGUUCUGUACCUCCCCAUGAAAAAUCAUCUUCCAGUGAUUCAGUAGAUGAAGAAAUGGCAGAAUCUGACAUACCACCUGUGUUAGAGAAAGAAAACCAAUCAGAGGUAGAAAGUAGUGACACUGUGCAGGUAAAUAGAGAAAAUGAGCCUGCUAAUGGCUUGAGAAGUUGUAGUGGGUUAAUAGAAGAAAAUGAGGAACGUACUGAGACCAGUGAUACAGAGGAAAGAGUGGAAUCUUCAUAUUCUGGAUCUGGUGCCCAAGAUCCUCCUGUGCUAGUUGGAGAGGAGGAAGAAAUUAAAAAAGUUAAGAAUACAGGUAUAGAGGCUAAUGUUUUAUGUCUGGAAAGUGAGAUUUCUGAAAAUAUUUCUGAAAAAGGAGGUGAUCCGUUGGAAAAUCAAGACCAAAUAGCUGGACCUACAGAUUCAGAGGUAAGAGCAGAUACAUUUACAGAUCAUCCUCCAGAUGGUUUUCUUCCAUGUUCAGGGUCUGAAAUUGAAGUACACCAAUCAGUAUCAAGCCUAGGUGACUUACCUGUGAAUGCAGAGUCAGUGGCUAAUGAAGAAAAAGUUAUGGAGAGUCCUGUAGUGGAAAUGAUUGAUCAUAAAGAUUCUACAAUAAAAACAGAGCAGUUUGGUGACAGCCCAAAAUUAGAAUCUUCUGAGGGUGGAAUUACACAAACAUUGGACAGAAAAUCUAUUAAGAGCUCAGAGGUUGGGCAUGUUGAAAAUGAAAAUGUAGAAAUAAUUGCAACAUGUAAUACUUCAGGGAAUGAAAAUUUCAAUAGUAUUCAAGACUCUGAAAAUAAUUCAUUAAAAAAUAAUCUUAACACCCAAUUGGACAAAUCUUUAGAAGAAAAGACUGAAUCUCUGGUCGAACAUUCCAAAACAACAGAAUUGCCUAAAACACACAUUGAACAGAUUGAGAAGCAUUUUAGUGAGGACAAUAAUGAAAUGAUACCUAUGGAAUGUGAGUCAUUUUGCAGUGACCAGAAUGAAUCUGAAAUUGAACCAUCUGUUAAUGCUGAUGCUAAACAAUUGAAUGAAAAUUCUGUGGAACACAGUUUCCAAAAGAAUAUGUCAUCUUCUGAUCCUGUAAAAGAAAAAGUUGAAUCUGUAUCUCAGCCAUCUGAAAGUCCAAUAGAUACGAUAGAAAAAGCCAAAAAGCCUCGUACACGAAGAUCUAGAUUUCAUUCUCCAUCUACAACUUGGUCUCCCAACAAAGACACUGCGCGAGAAAAGAAGCGGUCUCAGUCUCCAUCUCCCAGAAGAGAAACUGGAAAAGAAAGCAGGAAGUCUCAGUCACCAUCUCCCAAGAAAGAAUCUGCAAGAGGACGGAAAUCAUCUCGUUCUCAGUCCCCAAAAAAGGAUAGUGGAAGAGAAAGGAGACCAUCUCAGUCUCGAUCUCCAAAAAGAGAUGGCGCUAAGGAAGGCAAAAGAUCUGAAUCACUCUCCCCCAAAAGAGAUACUUCUAGGGAGAACAGAAGAUCUCAGCCAAGAGUGAAAGGUUCCUCCCCAAGAGAAAAAUCCAGGUCCCAGAGCGGGGAAAGAGAAAGUGAUAGAGAUGGGCCGAGGAGAGAUCGGGAUAGAGAAAGGAGAACCAGAAGAUGGUCUCGGUCCAGAUCUCGUUCUAGAUCACCGUCAAGAUCUAGAACAAAAAGUAAGAGUUCAUCAUUUGGUAGAAAUGACAGAGACAGUUACUCUCCUCGAUGGAAGGAAAGAUGGGCAAAUGAUGGUUGGAGAUGUCCACGAGGAAAUGAGCGAUACAGGAAGAAUGACCCAGAGAAACAGAGUGAAAAUACAAGGAAAGAAAAAAAUGACAUUUGUCCAGAUGCUAGUGAUUCAAAUUCUGCUGACAAACAUAGAAAUGACUGUCCCAACUGGGUAACAGAAAAAAUAAAUUCUGGGCCUGAUCCAAGAACCAGAAAUCCAGAAAAGUUGAAAGAUUCUCAUUGGGAAGAAAAGAGAAAUGAAAAUUCAGGGAAUUCUUGGAAUAAAAACUUUGGUUCAGGCUGGAGGUCUAACCGUGGUAGAGGUAACCGUGGCAGAGGCACUUACAGAGGUGGUUUUGCCUAUACAGAUCAAAAUGAAAAUAGGUGGCAAAACCGAAAACCCCUCUCAGGGAAUUCAAAUAGUUCAGGGAAUGAGACUUUGAAGUUUGUGGAACAGCAGCCCUAUAAACGGAAGAGUGAGCAAGAGUUCUCAUUUGAUACACCGGCAGAUAGGUCGGGAUGGACAUCUGCAUCGAGUUGGGCUGUGAGAAAGACUCUACCAGCAGAUGUACAAAACUAUUAUUCACGUCGAGGGAGGAAUUCUUCAGGUCCACAGUCUGGAUGGACGAGACAAGAAGAGGAAACAACUGAACAGGAUUCUAACCUAAAAGACCAAACAAACCAACAAGGCGAUGGUUCUCAGCUACCUAUAAAUAUGAUGCAACCACAAAUGAAUGUAAUGCCGCAACAAAUGAAUGCGCAACACCAGCCUAUGAAUAUCUUCCCAUACCCAGUUGGUGUUCAUGCUCCUUUGAUGAACAUCCAGCGUAAUCCAUUUAAUAUUCAUCCUCAGCUGCCCUUGCAUCUGCACACAGGAGUGCCUCUCAUGCAAGUAGCUGCUCCUACCAGUGUAACUCAGGGACUACCACCACCCCCACCCCCACCCCCACCAUCCCAGCAAGUCGGCUACAUUGCUUCACAGCCAGAUGGAAAGCAAUUGCAGGGUAUUCCUAGUGCUUCUCAUGUAAGUAAUAACAUGAGUACGCCAGUCUUGCCUGCUCUGACAGCAGCCCCAGGAAAUACGGGAACAGUUCAGGGACCAAGUUCUGGUAAUACUUCGUCAUCAAGUCACAGCAAAGCUUCUAAUGCUGCUGUAAAAUUGGCAGAAAGCAAAAAAUUGCAAAUUCAAGAAAGAGCAGCACAGGAGGUAAAAUUGGCCAUUAAGCCAUUUUAUCAAAAUAAAGAUAUCACCAAGGAAGAAUAUAAAGAGAUUGUACGCAAAGCGGUAGAUAAAGUUUGUCAUAGUAAAAGUGGAGAAGUAAAUUCUACUAAAGUAGCAAAUCUGGUUAAAGCCUAUGUAGACAAAUACAAAUAUUCACGGAAGGGAAGCCAAAAGAAAACUCUGGAAGAAACUGUUUCUACUGAUAAAAACAUAGGCUGAAAUGGGGCGCUCUAUAAAGGACACUGUCAAGAUAUCUGCAAAGUGCAAUUUCAACAUGUACCCUUAACUGAAAAUCAUAGAGAACUGUGAUUGAAAUUUGGUUUUGAUAAAAUUAUUUUUUUUAAUGUAGGAAAUAAUGUUUUGUUCUAAAUAAAGAUAGUUCUACACAACAGCUUCUAUAUCCCCCCCCAAUAAAAACAAAUUCAGAGAUAAGUAAAGGGGUUAAAGGAAUGUGCAUUUUUACUCAGACUGUGUUAUAUUGUGGAUACUGGAAGAUGUACAGCUUUUUGAUUUGAACAACGAAGUGCAUAAAUUAGAAACUUCCAAGUGCACUGGUUUUGGAAGAGAUAUAUAUAUAUAAAAUACAUUUAUUCUGUCAGGCUAAAAAUAAAGUAUGAUCUUUAUGAUUCUUCUCUCUAAUUAUAGAAAGAUAAAUAAUGUAUUACCAUGAAAAAGAUUUCUAAGAACAUAGCAGUUGCAGGGUUCCUAAUGUGUAUUUUGAAGCACACAUCUGAAUAAAUUGCUUAGAUAGAAAACAAAUUAUCACAUGAGUAAAAUUCAGUGUUCAAAUUUUUAGAACACUGUUCACCUAUUGUAUCACCAAAUAAAGGUUAUGCUGCUUGUUUUUCUUUUGUGCCUUUUUUUCCCCAAUUGAGAUGAAGCAAUCUGAUUAGCUAAGUUUACAACUCUAACAGUCCAAGCUCUGUUGAAUUUAGAAGACCUGUUUGGAAAAAGUGUAAAAAUUAUGUUCUUCCGUAUCUUCUCAUCUAGUGGUAAAUCGUUUGUGCCAGUUGGAGAAUUGUUAUUAAGUAGUGACCUUGGGAUUAAGGUAGGAUGGGGACACUCCAGCGGCUUUCAGGUUGUUGCUCACUGUCUAAUCACUAAUGAAAUUCUUUUCACACUUGAGAAAUCUCUAAAUGCUUUACAGUGGAUAUAGUGGCAAUUUGAUGUUGCAAAAUCCUAGAUAUUAAAACUUGUGUUUUGGAAAAAGUGAGGAAUUAAUAAUGGAGUCUUGGUUAGGCUUUCAGGGACUAGAGAUUUGGUUGUUUUGUUUUUUUUUUAAAGUACUAGAAUAUGUUAAUUUUUAUUAAAGGUAAGUUUCAAAUGUUAUAGCCUUAUUAUUUUAAUUGGCAUCAUGGAUGAAAAAAAUGGGUUAUCUCCAUGAUAAAUUAUAUUUCAUUCCAGUAAUAAUUUUCAACACAUACCGAAUAACUGGAGAUUUAUUCAGAUAAAGGUAUUAAUGGCUCCAAGGUAGAUAUAUGCCUCAGACUAACCCUUAAACUAGCUAAAUAGUGAGUCAACUCUGUAGGACUGUGCUUUUCUGAACUAAAGAUGAUCUGUUUCUCAGUUUUAUGUGUAUAAUACUUUGCUGGUGCUAGAAUUGAUAGAAUUUCAAAAUGUUGGCCCCAAUAAUGAUUGUGUUAGUUCAUAAUCUUUAUUAGGUUAUGAGUAUAAUUCCAAAAAGUAUUAGCAAUAUUUCCAAGCAGUUUUUGAUCUUUAUUCUGUGUUUCUGGGCAUUUGUAAUAUGGUAUUCUACUGAUUUAUAUAUAUUUUUAAUUAAAGUUUGUGUUUAGAUUAUGAUGGGGAAAGAAUUUUGGAAGUAUAUUUCUUCUUAUAAAAAAUACUAAGACAAGUGUUUUGAAUAUCAACACACACCUCCUCAUUUAUUUCAGUUGAACUCUAGAAACAAUUGUGUGAACUUUUAUUUGAUUUUGGGUUAAAGCUGGUUCACACUUAAAACUUAUUUUGUAGCACAUUGCGUAAAUUGAUUAAACACACCAUACAAUAUUUUUCGUACAUUUUUUUCAGUGACAUUUUGGAGUUGGGUAACAGUUUAAAAUUUACUUUAUACCAUUUAGCUUGUGCAAACAUGUUUAAAGCUUUUGAAGAAAAACUAGGUGAUGUGGUCAAGAGUAAAAGUCUCACAUUUUUGGUAGGAGUGUCAUGAAUUAAUUCUACCUUUCUUAAAUAACAAGUAUGUACUUCAUAUCUGGUUGGGGUACUGGUUCAACUGCAUUUUAAAUAGCUAAUGAAGAAUGUUACUGGACUGGAAUCAAACUUAGAGAACUUUGAAAUAUUUAAAAUGUAUUAGAAAGUGCAUGCUCUGUGUUAAAAAAAUACAUUGCUUUUUAACAUUU